AUGGAUAGAAAAUCUGCUAGAAUAAAAGCAGAGUUGCAAAGAUAUGGUUGGAAAGUUUCGAAAAAGUUUAAAUAUAGGAAGGGAAGACCCAUAAAAGUCUAUGACAAACUGGCUGGUCUGACCUACGAAAUGGACCUUGAAACAGCACGCGCCAAUUAUCCAAACAGACUUGAGAGGUUAGAAGAAGAGCGUCUUAUGAACUUGCCUUUCGAUGUUAGUGAGCCGCAGGUUGAAGGACACGACGGCUUUGCCAGAUUCUAUUGGAAACAUGACGAACAAUUGCAUCCUUUGAGAAGGAAAAAAGGUAGUGCAGAGGAUGGUCAUGCUCCCAUGGAAAGAACAAGAUAUGCAUAUGAGAAGUACCGUGAAGUUAGAAGUCAAAUUACAUCUGGUCGAACCUUUACAGUAAACUUUGACGAAGGAAAGAACAAAGAAGGCUUCAUGGGAGUACUUGCUGCAAUUCAAGACGGAAAUAAGAAAGGAUACAAUCUCAGAUUGACUAUAACAGAUUUGGAUGGUCAUAUAUACUAUGCACAUGGCAAUGUCACAACAGCUGCAAUGCUUCUUGACGCUUUCAAGACUACAAAGAGAGAACAAAUGGCUGACUCGGACUCAGACAUUUUGAAUGCAAUUGAAGGAAUUGCAAGUGUAAAGUUUGAAUGGUACCAACCUAACCCUCAAGCAGUCAGACAACAUGCUGGAUACUUCCCGUUCAUAAAUAA
This is a messenger RNA of Trichomonas vaginalis G3, 722 nucleotides long. RefSeq lists its product as uncharacterized. The annotation marks the transcript as partial. The transcript has a single exon. The record is from RefSeq and is a predicted model, not a curated record. Lineage: Eukaryota; Parabasalia; Trichomonadida; Trichomonadidae.